Naegleria lovaniensis is the source of this 4263-nucleotide messenger RNA. RefSeq lists its product as uncharacterized. Gene Ontology annotation, biological process: cellular component organization. NCBI's taxonomy places the organism in Eukaryota, Heterolobosea, Eutetramitea, Acrasida, Naegleriidae. The record is from RefSeq and is a predicted model, not a curated record. The transcript has a single exon. The coding region runs from base 1 to 4263 and encodes 1420 amino acids. Gene Ontology annotation, molecular function: actin binding.
AUGUUUGGAAAAUCCAACAAGGACAAAGACUCGUCCCAUUCAUCAUCAUCCGAAGCACAAGAAAAACAGGAAGUGUCAUCAACAAGUGCGACUACAACAUUAAAUGUUUCACAACCAACAAAUUCCUCCCCAUCAAGAGUUUCAUUUGCAAACAUUCCUAAUGAGGCUAGUGAAACAGGUGGUGGUUCGGAUUCUUCAACUCAUAGCUCUCCAACUGCAGUCAGUAGUGGAGAUCGUGCUCGUCAAUCAAGAAGAAGACAUGGUUCUUUAUUUACACCAGGUACUACUGGUAGUAAUAAUUCAAGUCCUCUACCAUCGAAUCGAAAUUUAGCAACAUCAAAUACAAGUACUCCGAAUUCGACACCUGGUCGAUUGGGAGAAGAUGCCUUUUCACUGUCACCUUCUCUUCCUCCUCCAACUGUGAGAACUCCUCCACAAAAUCGAAUGACCGUCAAUUUGGGAGCUGGUGGACAGAUUUUUGAGAGAUUGCCUGCCAUGGUCAAUCGACAGAGUGCAAACUUCCAAAAGUUGAUGGGUGGAAUGUUCGGAAAGAAGGAAACAUUAACUAAGGAAGAAGAAGAAGAUAAACUCAUCAGAGACCAUCAUUUAAAUAAGCAAGAACAAGCAGUUUUGAAAGCUAUUAACUCGGAACCUACUGUGCUUGUUGAUAAAUUUGUGAAAAAAGGGUUUGAUUUGAAUCAUUUGAAAACUCUCAAUGAAGUUUUGGAUAUUGUGUCAAAAUUAGCAGCAGCAGAGGAGGGAACAGAAAAUGCAGUGACUGACGACGACUGCAAAUAUACAUUGUGGUUGAAUGGAUUUUUGGAUAAGGGCGGUUUAGAUGCCAUCAACGAUUGUUUGGCGUCGUCAGCACUCGCCUCAUCCUCUGCAUCAAUUUCCGAUGAAGAAAAGGAAUUGAAACAAGUGUAUUGUCUCAAAGUUGUGGAAACAGUUUUGAACUCUUCCGAUUAUGCAAGAAAGACAUUUAUCAAAAAGAAGGACUUGUUGAGAACCAUGGUUCUCGUUCUCGAUUCAAAAUCAUUGGAUUUGAGAUCUCAAAUCUUGCUCUUACUCUCAGUCAUUAUGAAUUUGACCAUCGAAGACAUUGAUGGCUAUGAAUUAAUUAUGGAUGCAUUCACAAAUUUCAAACUCAUCAAAAGAGAGCCCAAACGAUUUCAUUUCAUUGUGGAUAGUUUGAGUUUUUUAUCUGGUGAAGAAUUAGAUGUCGAUGACAUGUUGAACGGAACCAUUGCAAGUUAUGUAUUGACAUGUCUUGUAUUUUUCAACUCUCUCAUUACCGUUUCUCGUAAUGAAGGUGUGAAAAUUGCCUUGAUGCGUGAAUUGAGAAAACUCGAUCUGCAUCUAUGUUUGAAACACAUUCAAUUGAAGUAUGAGGUUCUUCAAGAAGAACAAGCUAUUGAUCCAGAAGACGACGACUCAACCAUUUCCAACAUUGUUCUUCAAAUUCGAUUAUUUGAUAACGCAUUCCAUGAAAUAUUUGACGAUGUGGAUGAUCAAACUGCUUUCGUUUUUGAAUUGGAUAACGUCGACACGAGCGAUGCUACCGAAAUGACCAGAGCCAUUUCAGCAUACUUGUCAUCGACCACUGUAUGUACUCCAAUCAGUGAAGAUGCUAUUGCCAAUGCUCAUGACAGUUUCAUUAAUAUUAUGAACUCUCUCUUGAGAUUUACAAAGUAUAUUGCCAUUAGUCAGAGUAAGGGAGCAAGUGUUGAAGAUGUGAACAAUCAAUGGAAAACCAUUGACAUGCUAUUGAAAGCCGCCAUCAAGGAAGAUAAGGCAAGCUUCACAACACCAAAAGAAAUUGAAUUGGACGGUCUUGUGAAAAUUCAACAACGAACCAUUCUCGACUUGGAAAGUGAAAUUAAGAAUACAAAGAAGGAACUCUUCCAAGCUCAACAAGAAAUUGAAAAACGUAACAAGGAAGAGGAAGCCAAGAAGAAGAAGGAAAUGUUCAGCUCGUUCAUGAACAAGGUCUCUGCUCUCUCAAAGGAAGAAGUUCUCAAAACGGAAUUGGACAAAUUGAGAGACGAAAAUGUUAAACUUCAAAGUGACUUGAAAACUCUCACUACCGAGAAGGAAGAAAUGGAAUCUCGACUCAAGGAAGUUCGUGUCAUUAAUCAACGUGCUUUGCGAAUGGAAGAAUUCUUAAAGUCACGAAAUUUAACACUCCCAGAUGAAAAUGAAAGUGUCACUACCAACGGAUCCUCCAUUCCUCCUCCACCUCCUGGAAUGGGAGAAGGUUUCGUACCUCCACCUCCUGGAAUGGGAGGUAAUGUUCCUCCUCCACCAGGCUCAAUUCCUCCACCUCCUGGAAUGAAUGGUUCCAUUCCUCCACCACCAGGCAUGGAUGGUAAUGUUCCUUCACCACCAGGAAUGGGCGGUGGCGUGCCUCCUCCUCCUGGAAUGGGCGGUGGUGUUCCUCCACCUCCAGGAUCUAUCCCAAUGCCACCUGGAAUGAAUGGUGGUGUUCCAAUGCCACCUGGAGUGCCAAUGCCACCAAUGCCAGGAGGUUUCGGAGUUGCAAAACCAGCUCUUCCAAAACUGCCAACUGUCAAACCAAAGAAAAAGACAAAGGUAUUCUUCUUUGACACAAUUCCUUCCUCCAAUAUUCAACAAACUAUUUUCAUUAAGAAUGGUAUUGCUCAAAAGACAAAUGAAUUAAUUACCAAGAUGGAUUUAGGAAAUAUUGAGGAGGCUUUUGAAAAAGUUGAAGAAAAAGUCAUUGAUGCCAAUGCUCCACCUGGAAGUGCAAAGAAGAAAGUUGAAGAAGUGAUCUUAAUUGAUGGAAAACGAUCAAACAAUAUUUCAAUUCAAUUUUCUGCUCUUAAAAAGUUGGAUGGCUCUGAAUCCGAUGAAGACAAAUGUAAAAGAUAUAAAAAGGCAAUUAUUGCCAUGGAUGAGAAAACAGUCGAUGAUAAUAACAUUGAAGUAUUGACUGGCUGUAUGCCGCUCGACGAGGAAAUUAAGAUUGUGAAAGAGUACAUCUCUAAAAAGGACGAACCUACUUCACCAACAGAAGAAGAGGGUGUUAAAAAAAUUCUACCAAUGGCAGAAACAUUCUUCACACAUUUACUUGACAUUCCUUCUCCUUUGCUUCGUUUACAAGCUUGGGAAUUUAAGAUCAAGCUCAACUCGAGAAUAGGAAUUCGUACAAAAUUGGAUUGCAUCAUUGAUGGUUGUAAGGAAUUGCAAGAGAGCACCAAAUUGCAUGAUAUUUUGGCCAUUAUUCUCACUAUUGGUAAUUACAUUAAUCAACACUCACCCAACAAGAAAUUGCAAAAUCUUUACGGUUUCAAGAUUAGUUCUCUCGAGAAGUUGAGUACCAUGAAGGGCCGAGAUCCAAAACAAAACAUGUUGCAAUUCCUUGUUCAAGUUUGUGAAGACAACUUCCCAGAUUUGAUAAGCGUCACAGAUGAUCUCAAAUCAGUUGUGACUUGCACACGUUUGCAAUUACCUCCAAUCGAUCAAGACAUUAAGAAGUUCCAAGAGGAUAUCAAACAAACUAAAUCCUUCUUUGAUCAAAUGUGUAAACUAGAGAGAGAAGGAAAGUUAGAUCCUGAAGAUCGAUUCAUUUCAGUCAUGGAAGAGUCCAUCUCCACUGCACAAAGCCAAAUGGAAAUUAUUGAACAAAAACGUCAAAAAGUUGAAGAAAAUUUGAAACUCACAGCAGCAUUAUUCGAUGAAAAAGCUCAAGACCUUCUCGAGAAGCCAGAUGUCUUCUUCAAUCAAAUUUAUCAAUUUUUGGAAAAUAUGAAGAAAGCUCAAAUUGAAUUGAAAGCCAAACGUGAAAAGGAAGAGAAGGAGCAACAAAAGAAGGCUCAAGAAGAUGCUAAAAAGAAGACUGAAAAACAAUUAGGUCUCGACAAGAAGAAGGAACUAUUAAUGCAACGAAAGAAGGCAGCUGCUACCACUACUGCCACAAAACUUUUAACACGACAAGUGAACAUUACUCCACAAUCUCCAUCACAUGACAUUUUCUCAAAAACCAAAAACUCACUACUUUCCACACUUUCCUCAAAAUCUCCAAUUCCAGAACAAGAAGAACCUUCUCAUUUGUUAUCUGUGUUAGAAAAACAACAAGAAGAAAAGAAGAAAUCCAACAAUUUCUUUGCAGGUUUAAUGCAAAUGUCAAAGAAAGAAGAAAAACCAAUUGAAAGACGGCCCACCAAUUUGAUGAGUUUGAUGGCCAAAGGUUUGACUGAUGGUUCUCUCAUGAAAGCAAAACAAGAGAAGAAGAUUUAUUAA